AUGUUGUCUUUUGUUUUCCUCUUUCUCUUCUUCAUUUUAAAACAAGGAUAUGAGUUGCAUGUAUUGGGAUAUACUCUUAAUUUUAUUUUGUCUAAGUGUCUUGUGAAUCCAAUUAGUGGGAAGUUGGAUUAUUGUUUGGAAGAACUUCUUUCUGUGGUGGAGAAUGAUAUUUUUGGAGAUGUUUCUGAGGAAAAGGAAGUGGAAAAGAUUGCUUCAAAAAUGAAAGAGACUAGAAAGCGCAAGUCUUUCGAAACCCUGAAAUUAAUUGCCCAAAACAUCACAUUCAAAACGCAUGCCUUGAAGUUGCUUUCACCUGUUACAACUUGUCUGCAGAAGCAUUUAACCCCAAAAAUGAAAUCGAAAUUGGAAACUAUGUUAAACAACAUAGCUGCUGGUAUUGAGUGCAAUCCAUCAGUUAAUCAGACAGACCUCUUUAUCUUUUUAUAUGGCCUCAUAGAAGAUGGCAUUACCCAUGAAACUCGUGCAAAGGCCAAUCAGCAAUCUGGAGAUGAGGCAAGCUGCAAAACUAUUACAUCAGGCAGGUUAAUUGACUCUGGCUCACAAUCUUCACAUCUUAUUACAGUGUUUGCUCUUGGGGUGCUGCACAAUUCCAUGAAGAAUACUAAACUUAACAAAAAGGACGAACAACUGUUAUCAAUGUUGGAUCCUUUUGUAAGAUUGCUCACUGACUGCUUGACUGCCAAAUACGAAGAUAUCAUUUCUGCAGCGCUCAGGUGCCUUGCUCCACUGGUGAGGCUGCCUCUACCAUCUCUUGAAUCACAAGCUGACAAGAUAAAGACCUCUCUGUUGGUUAUAGCUCAAGGCUCUGUAAAUGCUGGCAGCCCUGUGAUGCAAUCAUGUCUAAGUUUGCUAACAGUGCUUCUGCGGAGCACUAGGAUUACGCUUUCCACAGAUCAAUUGCAUAUGGUCUUGGGAUUAUUGGUUGAAGUAAUGAGGAAAGGCUUUCAAAAACAUGUCAAUGGUGUGUUGCCAGUGAUGAGAAGCAUUUUCCAGUCUGCUAUCAAUGUUCUUACAAAUGGACAGCUAGAUCUUUCUGUUGAAGCUACAGUUCCCUUUUGGAAAGAGGCAUAUUACUCACUAGUCUUGUUGGAGAAGAUACUGCAUCAGUUCCAUGAUUUGUUCUUAGCAAAGGAUCUUGAGCUUCCUUAACAGUUUUGUUUAAGCAUAUUGGGAACACUGAUGAGCCUAGCACCGAGGAAAUCAUUUAUGAGCCUAGCACCGUGGAAAGCAUUCGUGAAAAGGUUUUAUGCUUUAUCAGGGAUAAGGUGUUUCCAAUUAAAGCAGAACUAUUGAAGCCACAGGAGCAGAUGGAGAGACAUAUAACUGAUUUG
Molecule: messenger RNA, 1352 nt
Organism: Camellia sinensis
Lineage: Eukaryota; Viridiplantae; Streptophyta; Magnoliopsida; Ericales; Theaceae
Source: RefSeq, a predicted model, not a curated record